Messenger RNA from Oldenlandia corymbosa var. corymbosa, 864 nucleotides. Lineage: Eukaryota; Viridiplantae; Streptophyta; Magnoliopsida; Gentianales; Rubiaceae. The record is from the annotation of a GenBank genome assembly.
AUGCUACUGCGAAGCUCCUCAACCCCAUUAAUGAACUCAUCAAGCCUUACGCACUGUAAGGAUCAAUACUCAUCAUCAUCAUCAUCAUCAUCGACCCCGGAGCUACCCAACUCAAGAUCUUCAUCAUCAUCAUUUGAUGUCUCUAAGAAGAAGAAGCUGAUAAGAACCCUUUCUGAAAACGACCUCAAAGACCUUAGAAAUUCACCAACCACACCCACUAAGUCAAAAUGCAUGGCUCCGGCGCCGGCGCCGACGAUGCAUGGCUUGAUAUUGUCACCAGUUACAGUGAAUGAAGAAGACGAAGUGGGGCCGUCUACUGAUGACGAGCUGUUAACGUUGUCUACCUACUCAAAAGGGUUGGAGUUAGUAGUGGCAGCGAAUGAUGAUGAUCAGGCCGGGAGUCUGCCGGAGGUUCUAGUGGUUGGCGGCGGAAAUGGAACCGGCGGAGGCGGAAGGAUUUGUCACGGCGGAGGAGGUGGUGGCGAUGGUGGCGGAGACGAUGGUAACGACGGUUCGGAUUAUUGGGAUCCGUACCAUGAUAACAACAACAACAGUACGGAUGUGUACUACCAAAAGAUGAUCGAAGCCAAUCCAACCAAUUCGCUGCUCCUCAGCAACUACGCCAGAUACUUGAAAGAGGUCCGAGCAGAUUACGACAAAGCCGAAGAGUAUUGUGGAAGAGCGAUAUUGGCUGAUCCUGGGGAAGCAAACGUGCUAUCAUUAUACGCCGAUUUGAUAUGGCUUACCUACAAAGACGCCUCUCGUGCUCAAAGUUACUUUGAUCGAGCACUCAGAGCUGCCCCUAAAGACUGUUACGUCAUGGCUUCAUAUGCUCGCUUUCUCUGGGAUGCUGAUGAUUCCUGA